Lactuca saligna is the source of this 387-nucleotide messenger RNA. The record is from the annotation of a GenBank genome assembly. Lineage: Eukaryota; Viridiplantae; Streptophyta; Magnoliopsida; Asterales; Asteraceae.
AUGGUUAUGGUGGUGACCGGAGGAUCUGCUUUGAUGGAGAUGGGAGGGGAGUAUUGGGCGUUCUUCAUGUUCUUAAAGAGCCUCCAUAGCCACACAUCAACCGAUAGUAUUGACGAUUUAUGUAAUAUUCAUCGACCUACGAUCUCCUCCAGAAUAACACCUCCAUCGAGUGCCUCUUCUCAUCAGGCAGGCAUAAACAUGGUGGCAGAGCUGAUUAGAGUUACUUUGGGUCCAAGAAGUAGGAAUGUAGUGUUGCAGAACAAGUAUGGUCCUCCCAAGAUUGUUAAUGAUGGUGAAAUUGUUCUCAAAGAGAGGUUCUAUGGAUGGAUGGGGUUAUGGUGGAGGUUCAAGAUGGGUGAUAGUGGUGUAGAUGGUCUGUGGGAAUAG